Erigeron canadensis is the source of this 1009-nucleotide messenger RNA. RefSeq lists its product as uncharacterized. The record is from RefSeq and is a predicted model, not a curated record. The transcript is spliced from 3 exons. The coding region runs from base 114 to 782 and encodes 222 amino acids. NCBI's taxonomy places the organism in Eukaryota, Viridiplantae, Streptophyta, Magnoliopsida, Asterales, Asteraceae.
GAUUGCUUUUGCUUUACUAAUUAUAAUAACAUAGAAAAUCAAGAAAAGCAUCAUCCUCAACAAACAUAAAUAUCCAUAACUGUCUGAAAAUUUUGAAACCAUACAAACACAGAAUGAGUGGAAUGAUGAAAUCUGUGGGUGCUUCGGCGGUGGUGAACAUCCCCACUGCCGCCGCCGCCGCCGCCGCCGCCACCACAACAACCCAGCUCCAUCACUCCGCACAAUGCUUCCCAUUUCUGUCAUUUCCACAACAUUUGCCCAAACUCACUGCUAACUGUGUCAGCUGGAGAAGGACCAGCUCGGUCCGGACAUCCGUUGCUGCUGCGAAUUCUUCGGAUACUGUCGAGAAGGAAGCGGAAAGUAAGAAGACAUACCAUUUUGUGGUUGCAAAUGCAAAAUUCAUGUUGGAUGAUGAAGAACAUUUUCAAGAGCAGUUAUUCGAAAGGGCCCGUCUUUUCAAAGAGAGGAAUAUGGAGCAGGAUUUUUGGCUCGUGAUCGAACCAAAGUUUUUAGAUAAGUUCCCUGACAUUACUAAGAGACUCAAGAGACCUGCGGUUGCUUUGGUGUCUACCAACGGUACAUGGAUCAAGUUUAUGAAGUUGAGACUAGACCGAGUUUUGUUAGAAAGUUUUGAAGCAGAAAGUCUCGAAGAAGCAUUGGACUCAAAUCCUGCUAACCUAGAGUUCGAGAAACCUAAAAAUUGGGUAGCACCAUACCCCAAAUACGAGUAUGGUUGGUGGGAGGAUUUCCUGUUAUCAACUGCUCAGAAGCAACAAGUAUGAGAAAUCACAUAUAGAUUACAAAAUGCUUUGGUGUUUUCUGCUGAUAUCUAGAGCUCACUAGACGACGCCUAAAGGUGUCUAAAUGUGUAAAACGACGGUUGCAGGAUCGAUAGGAAGGUGUGUAUGUUUGAGGUUUUAAGAAUAUUAAGCUAUGUCUGUAAGUUUAACUUUUUGUCGAGAUGAGUUUAAAUGUUUUAAAUAUGAUUUAAGGCCAUGACCUUUGGUUU